This is a messenger RNA of Scleropages formosus (Asian bonytongue), 2416 nucleotides long. RefSeq names its product NECAP endocytosis associated 2 (gene necap2). Gene Ontology annotation, cellular component: membrane; clathrin vesicle coat. The record is from RefSeq and is a predicted model, not a curated record. Gene Ontology annotation, biological process: endocytosis. Lineage: Eukaryota; Metazoa; Chordata; Actinopteri; Osteoglossiformes; Osteoglossidae. The transcript has 8 exons. The coding region runs from base 222 to 992 and encodes 256 amino acids.
ACGAUGUAAUUCUGUCAGGAAAAACCAGUUGUGGCCCUCUGAUGCUGUUUUAGAGAUUUUAAACAAAAUUUUCUUUUGCGUGGAAUGGCGCAGGUGCAGAUAAAAUAAAGUUGAAUCUGCGCAGCGGCUGUUCAGGAGUUAUGUUGAAGAACAUAACCGUUCCUGGGGCAGUUACUGCGCAGCGAUGAUUCGCCUGACAGCCACAUACACAGUGCGCCAAGAUGGCAGAAGAAACUUACGAGUCUGUGAUCUGUGUCAAACCAGAGGUUCACGUUUACCGGAUCCCUCCCCGGGCAACAAAUCGGGGGUAUCGGGCGGCUGACUGGAAGUUGGAGGAGCCGGCCUGGAGCGGCAGACUAAGGAUCACCGCCAAGGGAAAAGUGGCCUUUAUUAAGUUGGAGGACAAGACGUCUGGAGAGCUGUUUGCCCAGGCCCCUGUUGAGCAGUACCCUGGCUCCUCGGUGGAAGCCGUCACUGACUCCAGCCGGUACUUUGUGGUGCGGAUAGAGGACGGCAAUGGACGCCAUGCCUUCAUUGGUCUGGGUUUUGCAGAUCGCGGUGACUCCUUCGACUUCAACGUAGCUCUGCAGGACCAUUUCAAGUGGGUCAGACAGGAGAGCGAACUAGCAAAACAGGAGGCAACUCAGAGUGCAGCUCCCAAACUGGACCUGGGCUUCAAGGAAGGGCAGACCAUCAAGAUAAACAUUGGGAACAUUAAGAAGAAAGAGCCCCAGUCACCUGGAUCUGCAAAGUCUCGCCCUGUGGGUGGUGGACUACUCCCACCCCCACCAGGAGUGAAGGGAGGAACCUUUCUACCCCCACCUGGAGUCCCAAAACCAGUAGCACCUGCUCAGGCUCCCACAGCUGCUCUCUUAGAUUUUGGGGAUGAAACUCCAUCUACAAAGCCAACAGCAGAUUUGUGGGGGGAUUUCACUACUGCUCCUAGCAGCUCCAGUAAGGACACAGUCCAUUCGGGAUGGGUGCAGUUUUAAUUGAACGAUGGACAUAUGCACACACACCGCACCGUGACCAAGGCAUUCCUCUUGUUCCACCUGCAUCACCUGGGCAGAACCAGGGAUGAGAGAGAAAUUGAAAGGUUUGAGACAGAUUAUCUGUCUGUAGUUCUGUUUGACCAAUUGAGCAGUGUACUGUCUCCACUACAGGCAUGCCAUCUAACACUUACAAACAUACUUACAGACACAAACAUACUAUUAGACCUAUGCAAAUGCUCUCUCUCACAUACACACACACACACACACACACACACACACACACACACACACACACACACACACACACUAUUACCAGCCUUCAGGCUUAGUUCUUUCUCACUAUACUUUUUCUAUGCAAUUGGAAAUACUUGUAACAAAUCACUAACAUUUAACUUGAUUUGCUAAUUCAUUACUGUGGUUUUUGUUCAACUUUUUAGACAGCUGUCUGUAUUGAAGAGCAGCUGUGUUUUGAACCAUGGUAAUUUUGAAUGUAACAUUCUCCCUCUCUGCCAGCUUUGGGAAAACUGGAUACAGUCAUGCAUUCCAUAGUGACGCUCCACUAUGUGGAGAUGUCAUCGCUUGUUCUAGAAUUGACUUUCUCCCUGUGCCUUAAUUUUAGUGUUGUUUUUAAAAUCUUUUCUUUUUCUCGUUCCCUUUAUAACCUUAUUAUUACUCCCUGGAUGUUUUUUUUUUUUUUUUUUCCCUGCUGCUCCUCUUCUCGCUCUAAACAGAAAACUGAAAUGUAGUUUAAAGCGUACCUGUAAUGAUGCAUCUAUGAAGUAGUUGGAUUACAAGGAAUCUGUAAUGUGUCCUUGUUUUUACACACAGCCCCAGUGUGAAUUUCCACAAAGGAUAGCACGCUCUGGGAAGCAAACUCUUGUGUGCAGGUGCUACAGACGAUAGAUACAGCUGAAGCUGCUGCACCAGUGGCCACUCUGCACAGAUCUUAAGUAGUGGCAUUUCCACUUCCUUAAUCUGCUCAGCAGAAGCUGGUUAAUCAGCUGUAGAUUCUUGUCAUAGCAAUUUAAUGGCCACCUUGUUGGUUUCUGGUGCCUGCUUUACAGCAAGUUCCUGUUCUCACAAGUGGCAGUGAUUUGGUACAUACGGCAGAAGUGGGGAUGUGGGGGUCGGGUCGGGGCGGGGCGGGGGGGGUACUUGAUAACAUGCUGAAUUAAAUCUGAUAACUGGCCUGACAAGGCAAGAUAGUCGAUGGAUGGUUUCUUUUUGUUUUGCUUGAUUUGAUGACAUAUAAACCACGCCUCAAUUUUGGGAAAGCCGCAGUCUUUUUUGUUCAUUGUUUUGUCUGUAUUUUCUGAAUUUUGUUCAGUUUUAACCAUGGUGCCUUUAUAAAGGGUGGGUUGUUAUGGGGUUUCAGAGGAUUCCUUCAAAUUGUGGACUUUUAUGUAAAACAACUUAUAUAGAUA